Molecule: messenger RNA, 1167 nt
Organism: Schistocerca serialis cubense
Lineage: Eukaryota; Metazoa; Arthropoda; Insecta; Orthoptera; Acrididae
Product: cuticle protein 18.7-like
Exons: 3
Coding region: 1-1074 (357 amino acids)
Source: RefSeq, a predicted model, not a curated record
AUGCAGAAGAAGAAGAAGAAGAAGAAGAAGAAGAAGAAGAGAAGGACGAAGGACUUUGAAACAACAUAUGCUUUCGAAGAACAACUUGACCGGGGUCCCUGGGUCGCGACGACGCGGAAGAAGGGGGGCGAGGUCGGCGACGCGCUGCCGGUGGACAGCGCCCAGGUCGUCCUCCGCGUCCAAUCAGAGCGGCGUCCGGGGCGGCCUUGGCGCCCUCCUCUGCCGUGGGCGCCGCACGCGACGCCGCGCUGCUGCGCUGGUCCUGCCUGGUCCCGCCCGGGUCCUCGGGCGACGAAGAGGCGCGGCACGCCAUCGGGCCAGCGAGGACGCCGGUCCAUAUAUAAGGCGGCCGGCGGGCUGUCUCGGCACAGUUCAGCAGCUGCAGCCGUCCACAGCAUCAUGAAGGUCCUGGUCGUCCUGAGCGCCGUUUUGGCGGUAUGCGUCGCCACCCCCGGCUACCUGUCGGCGCCUGCUCUGCUGGCCCGCGGCAUCGCCGCCCCCGGCAUCCUCGCCGCCCACGCGCCGGCGGUGAUAGCCGCCGCCCCCGCUGUCGUCCGCACCAUCCCUCCUGGCGGCCCCGCCAACAUCGUGAUCGGACCUGGCGGUGUGCCCCUGGACACCCCUGAGGUGGCCGCCGCCAAGGCGUCGCACGCCGCCGCCGUCGCCGAGACGAGGGCCCGCGACGCCGUCGUGAACACCGCCCCCGCCGUCGUGGCCGCCGCCGCCCCCGCUGCCAUCGCCGCCGCCCCCGCCGUGAUCGCCGCCAGGACGCCUGCCGCCACCGUGCUGGCCGGCCACGGCCUGCUCGCCCCCGCCGCCGCCCUCCGCUACGCCGCCGCCGUGCCGGCCCUGCGCUACGCGGCCGUCGCCCCCGCUGCCCUCGGAUACGCCGCCGCCCACACCAUCGUGGCGCCGGCCCCCAUCCACCCCGGCUACGCCGCGUACGGACCGGCCAACAUCGUGAUCGGACCCGGCGGUGUGCCCCUGGACACCCCUGAGGUCGCCGCCGGCAAGGUCGCCGACGCCGUCGCCCACUUGGAAGCCAAGGCCCGCAACGGCGUCCUGCUGGGCUGAACUGUCCCCGAGUCCCAACAACCCUACGACCAAACGGCAAUCACUGCUCAUGUAUAUACCUGAAAAUGGAUAAAUAUAUUUAUUUUCUGCAAA